Clarias gariepinus (North African catfish) is the source of this 1648-nucleotide messenger RNA. RefSeq lists its product as uncharacterized. The transcript has a single exon. Bases 6 to 1517 code for a protein of 503 amino acids. Lineage: Eukaryota; Metazoa; Chordata; Actinopteri; Siluriformes; Clariidae. The record is from RefSeq and is a predicted model, not a curated record.
UCAUCAUGGCAUGGACGAGGCUUCUGAGCUGCCUCACUUUCUUCUUUGUCUGCGCGACUGUAUCCGGAAUUGAGACCUUACACAAACUCGAGGAUCUAAAAAACAAAAAGUUUGGCCACGAGUACCCACGUCAUGGUCUUUUCUUGCUGCACUGGCUAGCCAACCACAUCUCCAUCAGUCAAUCUGAAGAAAUUCUGCAUCUUGAUUUUGAUCCUGCACGAGGGGACUACGGAUUCAGCUACUAUGAAAAUGCUAACUCUACCCUUGCUUACUUAGAUGACUCAGGUGAUAGAGAGUACUACUCUUUGGGCAGUCUCAGUUUAGAGACUGUCCGGACCAAGCUGCCUCCAUAUGUCACCCAAGACUACUACAAUGCCUUUGAAGACACCAAGAGAGACCUGGACCGUAUAAUCCUCAGAGUGCAAAAAAACAAUCCAAACCAAGCAGACAAAGUGUAUAUCACACAAGCAGUGGCCAUUAAUCAAAAUGUGGACUAUGACCCUGAUGAAACCUAUGAGGUCAGUCCCAAACUCUGGAAGCAGAUACAGAUUCUCAAAAACUCUGUUGAUUUAAUAAAAGUGCUGGAAUCACCAGUGACCGGUUCUCAAAACACAGAAGAUCCUAGACUAGCCCUCCCCAAAGACCAACUUCUGAACCAUUUGAAAUACUCUGACAAACAUCUUCAGACUAUUUUUGAAGACCCAAGCGUGAGGUGGCUUCUGCUUCUGGCAGGAUAUAACAUAACUAACAGGUAUAACAUCCAUAAGAAAACUUGGCUCUGCCCAGAUGAUGAGGUGAUCCAAACUUCCAGUGAUCCUAAGACACUGUGUGAAGGCCAGAGUCCGGUAAAGAUUGAGGUGAAAUCAACAGAAGACGGCUACGCAAAAAUCGUUUGGAGUUCCUUACCAAAGAACAUUGUGAAGCUGAACGCUUCUGUUGUCCUUUUCAGUAGCGACACAGUUAACAGUCUUGACAGGUUUGCAGAAAUCAGUGGAGAAUCCUCAGGAUCCUAUAGCACCUACCUGCCGCUUAAUCAUGGAAUUCAGCCGCGUUUGGUGACCUACAGUUUCGCCUUCGAGUAUGGAUUCAUUGGGCUUCGUUACUCGGUGUUAUGGAGAGGGCCCCAGUUUGAUGAAGCAAACAGAAUGAUUCCUACCAAAAUCACCGGCUACGAUGCAAGCCUUCAACUUUACACCAAAGGUGGCUACGCGUGUGCUCGUCUAUACAUCAAAAACUCUUUCACUGAUUGGAAAAAGCAGUUUGCUAACUCAUGGGUGGCUUUCUAUUCCAGCUAUGAAGAUACUGACAUGAAUUACCAAUACUAUCAGUGGGCCACCAGGUUUGCGGAAGUUGGCAAAACUAAAAAAUAUCUAAUCUAUGAAUAUAAGUCAUCCAUGAGCAUUGGACCUGGAGUACAAGCUCGCUUUGUGUUCUCUAAAGAGCGUGUGUUCACUAGUUAUUUCGUCUCACGGUCAUCUGUGACUAGCACUCCUCCUUGGAAAAGUGGGAAAAACUAGUUAUAACUAUGUAACAUAAAAAAAAAUGUGCUGGAAGCAAAUUAACAUGCGAUUAGCAUGGGGAAAAUAUUGUGCAAUUUGUUCAGUCGUUUGAAUGUCAGGCUUAAUUCCAAUUAAAUUAACUGAAAGUA